Messenger RNA from Adelges cooleyi (spruce gall adelgid), 3416 nucleotides. It is a transcript of the gene bma, whose product is annotated as SCY1-like protein 2. Gene Ontology annotation, molecular function: ATP binding; protein kinase activity. The record is from RefSeq and is a predicted model, not a curated record. Gene Ontology annotation, biological process: protein phosphorylation. NCBI's taxonomy places the organism in Eukaryota, Metazoa, Arthropoda, Insecta, Hemiptera, Adelgidae. The coding region runs from base 340 to 2874 and encodes 844 amino acids. The transcript has 18 exons.
CACAAGUUUGCACGGUUUUACUACAACAUAAUAUAAUAUUAUAUAGUGUGUACAGCGAAACCGUCGUGCAGCGUGUGUAUACGUAUUGGGAGUUCCAUUGUGAGUAGAGUGCGCGGCCGUGCUUUGCCCUGUACACGCUGUAGUAUACGUUUAUGUGUGUUACCCCUCGCCGCCGCCGCCGCCGCCGCCGCCGUUACGACCACUGCCGUCGUCAAAUCGUCGCAACAGUGAACGCUGUCCGGCCGUUUCUCGAGCCGCAGAACAACAUCUAACAAAAUAGGUUGGUCAGAUUUUAGGCGAGGCAGCAGUCUGCCGUCGGCGCCGUCCACCACCGGCACCAUGUUCUCCAAACUGAAAUCGGGCACGUCGUCGGUUGGUCAGGGCGCCCAAGUAUUGGCUACUAACAACAUCUUAAACUUGUUCGAAGUCGGCAAACUGGUGUGCUCAGCGGGACCGGAACUCAUAUGGAAAGUUUACGAAGGAUUCCGAAAACCGGACGGCAAGGAAGUUUCAAUAUUUGUUUUCGAAAAAAAGCUAGCGGACAAAUUGCACAAGCCUAGGCGAAAAGAAACUGUGACAGAGAUUUUGAAAAAGAGCGUCCAUUAUUUGGAGAUGCUCAGACAGCCGAAGCUCAUUCUAAAAGUAGUGCAUUCGGUAGAAGAUUGCAACGAAACGCUGGCCUUUGCUGCAGAACCCGUGAUAGCCAGUCUAGCAAACAUCUUGGCUUACCAAGCAUCGGUCGGUGGUCGAUCGGGUAGCGGACCUCCAUCGACGGGAGCGUCUCACACGACGUCAGCUCUACCUCGGCCGGCGCACGCACGAGAGUAUAACUUCUUAGAUUUCGAAAUCAAAUACGGAAUCAGACAGAUAGCCGAAGCUCUGGAUUUUCUAUCACCCCAAGUUCACCACCACAAUGUGUGUCCCAGUAGUAUACUGGUCACGAAAACCGGCACGUGGAAACUCAGCGGUUUGGAAUUCAUCGUUCAAACUGAAGCAAGAGAAAGAAUUACCUGCACGCCGUGGACGUCAAGAUUGCCAAAAAUGGCACAGCCUGAUUUAGAUUACAUAGCUCCUGAAGUCCAGCUGUCUUCCUACUGUAGUUCCCACAGCGAUAUGUUUUCAUUAGGAAUGGUAAUAUUUGCUAUAUUCAACAAUGGCCGACCACUGAUACAAGCCAAUCACAGCAGCUCGACGUACAUGAAACAACUGGACGUGCUGGAAAAUCAAAUACACAACGUACUUCCAAAAGUUCCUGCACAAUUACAAGAAAUGGCAUCGAAGAUGCUCAGUAAAGAUGUUGACGCGAGACCGGCAGUAAAAAAUUUACUGCAUACGCCUUAUUUCUGUGACAGAUUUGUGGAAACUAUACAAACGUUGGAUAUAAUCAACAUGAAAGACCUUACGCAAAAAUGUCAGUUCUACAAGAUAACAUUGAAAGAAUCGUUGCCAUUCAUUCCAAAGAAAAUUUGGUACCAAAGAGUUUGGCCAUUUUUGCAACACGAAAUGGUGAAAUCUGAUGUGUCCGCUGCCGUCUUGCAUCCUGUCAUAUUUUUGAUACAAGAAUCUUCUCUAGAAGAUUACGAAACGCUAAUGUUACCUGCCAUGAGUAAAAUAUUCAACGGGCCAAAACACGUUCCUGUACAAGUGAUACUACUAGAAAACUUGCACGUUAUAUUAGAGAAAACACCAAGAGAUGAUAUCAGAAAAGAAGUGUUGCCAUUGUUAUAUACAGCUUUUGACUUUUCAGACAUCGAAGUACAGAGUGCCGCCGUGUUAGCCGUAACAAACGUUUCCCAGUACAUGGACGACACGGCUAUCAGAAGAAUGGUGUUGCCCAAACUCAAAAUGGUGUACGAAACCAACCCUAACGAUUUGAAAAUAGUGUUGAACAUACUGGCGUGUCUGGAAAUCAUAUUGCACAGACUCGAAAAGCAACAAAUCGUCGAAGAGGUUUUGCCGCUUAUUUGGAUUAUUAAUCAGACCGACCCAGAAGUAAUAGCCAGAAUAGCGAUUAUAUACAGCAUGAUCCUGCGGGAUAAAAAAUACGGCUUGUCGGUUAAUUUAAUAGCGACGAAAAUCAUGCCUACUCUUAUACCGCAUACGAUGAACCCCGGAUUGAAUCUAGAACAGUUCCAGACCCUAAUCGAACUCUUGCAAGACAUGCUGGACCAUAUUGACAGGAACCAGAGAAAUAAACUGAAACUCGACACUAUAUCAAUGCAGAGUCCCGACAGACACCGUCCUUUGAGACAUUUAUACAGCUCUGACAACAUGCACGCGCAAAACUUCAACAUACCAAACUUAAAAAUUGAACAACGAAAAACGUCUAGCGCCGAAGAUAUGGUUCGCAAAAAUUCGGCUGGAAGUUGGUGGUUUGGUGGAUCUCCGUCGGGUUCGGACAGCAAUUUCUUGCGAGUAGUCAGCUCGUUCCCGAACCGUCGUUUGUCCGACAACAUGCUUAACACUCCCAAAAUCCGAAUCGCCCCCUCGUGUGCUUCUUCGCCGGGUAGUACACCCGUGGGCACCGGACUUCCCAUCCGAAGACAUUCGAACGUGGAGCGUCGCGGGUCCACCAUAAACCUGUCGCCGCCUUCGGGCUAUCAAUACUUCAGAUCGGUUAACCGCGAUGGGUCCACAAUGUCGGUACCAUCAUCGACGUAUCUUGCACGGAGCAUGAUUGGAGGAAGCAUGCCGAACACUAGCAGCAGCGUACCGUAUCUGCUCAGUUCCAGUAUGAACAGCAUUCGGUCGAGGAGGCAGAGCACGUGCUCGCAAGGCUCAGGCACAGGCAUUUUGCAGCAGUUGGGCUCCGGCGUGGCCAAACAACUGGCCACGUUACAAAAUCCUUAUCAGCUGUUUAGCGGUAACAAGUGAAGACGAUAGAAAACCAACACAUCAUCACUUUCACAGUCGUUCGACAGUGUCUAUUUCGACCCAGUCAAUUAUAUCGAGUAACGACAUGUCAGUACAUCUCAAUACACAGGCUGUCGACUACAAUAGCAUGUGUGAUGCAGAAAACUAAAAUAGGGGCCUAAUGUCGGUCAAUUUGAUUCCAACGGACAAGUUUUUUUUAGCUCCAAUCCGGGUCUCAAAUUGUUAAAAUAUCAAGUACCAAGAUUCAAAAAAUAGCACUAACUCAAUUUUGUAAAAUUCCGAUAAGAGGUCCCUUAUUACAAUAACUAUUAUUAUUAAUUAUAAAUUAUAUCACUAUUGCUAACGGUGGAACACAAAUGAGUGUGUACACCGACGAUCUCGAUUUGCGUUGUGUGUCAAAUUUGUUUUUUUUUCUAAUGUAAUAAUAGGUAUAUAAUAAUAAUAAUAAUAUUAUAAAAUACUUUUAUCCAAACGAACCCUUUUUUAAAAAAAAAAAAAAUCAAUAUAGUAACUUACAUAUCUAUAAAAUACAAUUACAAUUA